Molecule: messenger RNA, 1559 nt
Organism: Osmerus eperlanus (European smelt)
Lineage: Eukaryota; Metazoa; Chordata; Actinopteri; Osmeriformes; Osmeridae
Gene: lratd2b
Product: LRAT domain containing 2b
Exons: 2
Coding region: 363-1175 (270 amino acids)
Source: RefSeq, a predicted model, not a curated record
GUGAGUCUCCUUGCAAUAAGGGCUGUAGUCCACAUACAGUUUGAGUCCACCUGACACCACAUCGGCAAAGGAACUUAACACAGCUCUUUAUUUGCAACUGGAAUAAUCGUUGUAGGGAAUAUUAUUUAGGGUUAGCCUACGGGCAAGAACUGCGGGUUAACACUUUGACCUCCUGACACAUUUCCGACGUUUUAAAUUUGGUUAUGGAUUAAAAUCCUUCCUCGCCUUUGAGUUAUUUCCAGCUGAUAUUACUACUGUAGGCUACAUACGGGCAGGCCAAGGUUUACCGCGUGAGCGCACCCCACUACACUUCCGCCUGGAACAGGUGGAUAGUUGUUUCUUACCGUCCACCUGUUAGUGGUAUGGGGAACCAGGUUGAAAAGUUGACACACUUAAGUUAUGCCGAAGUUCCGACCGCUGACCCAAACGGGUUCGAGCCCAAAGAUGACUGUCCUCGGAUCGGAGUGUCCUACAUAUUCUCAAACGACGAUGACGAACAGGAGGACAAUAUUGAUGGACCCAACAGUGAUCAACAAAACCAGGAAGAGAGGCAAUAUGACAACCGGAAUGAGCCCGAAUGCUUGGUAUACUACAGGGAGGAGUGCGUGUACGAGAAAAAUCUGAAGCUCUCAGAUAUGACCACAUUUUCGUCGGAAAACCUAUUGAAUAAAUGCAAACCCGGCGACUUGGUAGAGUUUUUGGCCACUGGCCAGUAUCCUCACUGGGCCGUGUACGUCGGGGGCUAUCAAGUAGUCCACUUGCACCGGGCUGAAAUAAAGAAUAACUUUCUGACAGACGCAAGUCAAGGGAAAAGAGGCAGAAUAGUAAAUGGGCUUUAUAAGUUCCGUGCGUUGCCUCCUGAGGUGGUGGUGCAGCACGCAAUGGAGCAUGUUGGGGUGCGAGACAGAGAGCUAUGCUGGAGAAACUCUGAGUGCUUUGCCGCCUGGUGCAGGUAUGGCAAGCGCGAGUUCAAAAUCGGUGGGGAGAUUCGUAUAGGAAAGCAGCCUUAUAGGUUGAAAUUACACAUUUCUGAAAAAAAUAUCCAUGUCCUGGAAUUUCAGAGCUUGGAGGACUUGAUUAUGGAGAAGAGGAGAAACGACCAGAUAGGCAAAGAUGCGGUGAUUUUGGAGCUGGCCAACCACCUUAAUGCGACGGAUGAAAUCAAGAAUAAUUAAUUGAAGGUUUUACUAAACCAUAAGACUGUAGACCUAUUGACCUGAUGAUUAAACCAAACCAGGUCUGGCAAAUAGGGCAAAGUCUUUAGCCUACAGUGUCCAAUCUUAAUAAAAGGUGAAAAUGCUCAUUUGGAACUCAGGGGUAAUAGAACACUAGUGAACAGUUUGGUUAAGGAGACCUUAUUGUACAUUGAUAUCAGACAAUAUUUCUUCAAUAGUUAGUUAUAAAUUAUUGGAGGGAUAAAGCUAUCUUUCCUGAGAACAAUGUUGAUACAGUUUUCAUAGCUAUGACUGUGAACUUUAAUUAAUGAAUUGAUUACUGGAUUUUGAAGAUUUAUUUUUGGUAUUAUGUUUGUAUGAGGAUAUAAAUAAAUAUAUAUAUAU